AUGACCACAGCUCCUCACCAAAAAUCGGGUGCCGUUCAAGCGUUACGCGCUUUGGCCAUCAUUGCCGUCAUUCUCUUUCAUCUCAAAAAAUCCUUUGCUCCAAAUGGUUUCCUCGGAGUCGAUAUAUUUUUCGUCAUCUCAGGCUAUUUGAUGACAAUGAUUUUGACAAAAUCGGGGAUUUCGAUCGAUUCCACUUUGACAUUUCUUCAAAGAAGAAUUAAAAGAAUUGUGCCUUUAUAUUUAUUAACAAUAGCCAGUGUUUUGAUAGCUUCAAGGCUAUUUUUGUUGGCGAAAGAUUUGCGAAUUUUGCGAAUCGACGCUUUGUGGUCGUUGGGGCUUGUAUCCAAUAUGCAACCACUUUUUCACGAGUUCGAUUACUUUGAAGAGUUAACCGAAUACAAACUCCUCACACACACAUGGUCACUUGCAGCUGAACUCCAAUAUUAUUUGAUUGUUCCCUUAUUGAUGCUUCUCCUUUUAUCAAUCGGAUUUGCGAAAAGAAUUCUCAUCGCUCUUGUGAUCAUUUCAGCUUCACUAGGACUUCAAAUAUCUUUACCUCCAAACAUCGCCUUUGGUUUUCUCCCUUGCCGCGUUUGGCAAUUUUUCUUUGGAUUAAUUGUUUUUGAGCUCUCUCAGAAGCCAAAGCAAGAAUCGAUAAAUCGAGAAAAUGGAAAAGAGUACAAGAUCCUGGUCGAAGUCGAGUCGGAAGACGAGGAAAAAGCUCAAAGUGAAAGCAUUAAACGUGCUCCGUGUUCCCUUUUCCCCUCAUCACUUUUGUGUGGUUUCUCAUAUUUCUCUGCCAUUCUCACAUGCUAUUUCUCGACGGGUCCUACACCAAUCCUUGACCUAUGGAUACUUCAAUAUAUUGGUGACAUUUCAUAUAUCCUUUAUUUGGUUCAUUGGCCGGUGAUAAUCUUGCUGAAAUAUGUGUCCUUUGAGGAAGUGAUCACUCCGCAAAAUAUUUCCCUUGCUUUAUUGAUCACCGUGACAAUCUCUGUCAUAAUCCAUCACACACUCGAGCAAAAGUUCAUUGUCGGAUCUUUCUUUUAUGCAUUAGCGUGGAUUGCUGCUCUCAUCGCGAUCUCUUCUAUUUUCAUUCUUCUACCCAUUCAAGAAAUAAAAGAAACAAGCAAUUUUCAAAGUUUCCCUUCAAAUCACAGUAAAGAUUGCGUAAAACUUUCAAAAACACUUGAUUUCCCGAAGCUUGAGAACUUCAAAGUGACUCUUGGAGGCUAUGAAAAAGCUGGACAAGACACCGGAAACGGCUCAUUCAACGUGUUAUUACUUGGGAAUUCUUUUAUGCGAUUCGGCUUUCCCCAUUUCUAUAAAGCGUUGAAUAAACGAUACAAAAAGUUGUACUUUCAUGCGAUUACGACAUGUAUGCCAUUUGAGAACAGCGGUGUAGUGGAUAGAAAAGAAGAAUGGUCAAAACGUUGCAAUGGAUCGAGAAUUGAGGAUUUGAAAUUGCUUGAAACGGCAAAACCGAAGAUGAUCUUCAUCUCGAUUGGAUAUUCAGGCGGCUUUGUGAAACAGAAAAUCGAAGCAAACGAUAGUUGGGUGAAAGAAGCCGUAAACUCGUUCAAUAUUUUUGGAAAAUAUGCGGAUUUCAUCGUAAUCGACACUCCAUUUUACGCGAUUUCUAGCGGAAUCGCUGAUGAUCUUCAAAAAAGAAUGAAGAAGAAAAUCCCGCCAAUGCCCAAGGAAAAAUCGCAAUUUCUUUUUAAAAAAUAUUUGGACAAGUACAAGUACGCUUUCAAAAGAAUCGAAAUGAUUCGAAAGAAAUGCACGAAAUGUCAUUUCGUCGAGGUGCAAUCCGAGUUCUGUGAUGAGGCGUUUUGUCAAUCGUUUGAUUAUGAUUGUGGAAGAACUCUGUACACAACGGAUGGCAUUCACAUGACCGAUUUUGCUAAAAAUUUGCUAUAUCAUCGCUUAAAGGCUGAAAUCGAUAUCAUUUACACAAUCACCGAUCAAAAGAAAAAGCGA
Mesorhabditis belari is the source of this 1983-nucleotide messenger RNA. The record is from the annotation of a GenBank genome assembly. NCBI's taxonomy places the organism in Eukaryota, Metazoa, Nematoda, Chromadorea, Rhabditida, Rhabditidae.